GUUGCUAAUCUACGAUUUUCCUCCUUCACAGUUUGGAGAGUUCAGAUAAGCCACAGGGACUGGCUGAACCCAGUCAGGUGUUGAGAGCAAUGUCACAGCAGUUCCUCUACCGUGCUUUGGUGUCAGCGAAAUGGGUGUCAGAAGCCAUCAAGUCCCCACAGCCUGGGCUGGCUGUGAGGCUCCUAGAUGCAUCCUGGUACCUCCCGAAAAUGAAGCGUGAUCCCCGGCGGGAAUUUGAGGAGCGCCAUAUCCCCGGGGCAGCCUUCUUUGACAUUGACCAGUGCAGUGACCGUACCUCGCCAUAUGACCAUAUGUUGCCCAGUACAGAUGACUUUUCAGAGUAUGUGGGCAAGUUGGGUGUGGGGAAUGACUCUCACGUGGUUGUGUAUGAUGGCAGUGAUCAGGGUCUCUUCUCUGCUCCCCGGGUCUGGUGGAUGUUCCGGGCCUUUGGGCAUGAUGCUGUUUCCCUUCUGGAUGGUGGCCUGAAGAAUUGGCAGCGAGAGGGGUAUCCGCUGAGCUCUGGCAAGAGUCGGACAGCUCCUGCUGAGUUCCACGCCUCUCUAGACAAAUCGCUGGUGAAGAGCCAUGAGGACAUAAAGAAGAACAUAGAAUCACGUCGUUUCCAACUGGUGGAUGCUCGCUCUGCUGGGCGAUUCAGGGGGAUAGAGAUGGAACCUAGAGAUGGAAUUGAGCCUGGUCACAUCCCAGGUUCCCUGAACAUUCCCUUUGUGGAUUUCCUCACAGAGGCUGGCUUCGAAAAGACCCCUGAGGAGAUCCACAAUUUGUUCCAGGAGAAGAAGGUGGAGCUCUCAAAGCCACUGGUAGCCACAUGUGGCUCUGGAGUCACUGCCUGCCAUGUGGCCCUGGGGGCAUACCUCUGUGGCAAACCAGAUGUGGCCAUCUAUGAUGGUGCCUGGGUGGAGUGGUUCAUGCGUGCAGAGCCUGAAGAUGUCAUAUCAGAGGGGAUGGGGAAGAUUGUGUAAUGUGCCCAUUCCUGUCCCUACCAUGCAAACACAUUGCCUUAGAACAGGAUUUGUAAGAGAUAUUCUUAACCUUUUCCAAUUUUUUAAAUCAUAUUGCCAUCUAGUACAAGUCUUGGGUUACAAAUCUAAA
This is a messenger RNA of Gavialis gangeticus (Gharial), 1113 nucleotides long. It is a transcript of the gene MPST, whose product is annotated as mercaptopyruvate sulfurtransferase. Bases 90 to 983 code for a protein of 297 amino acids. Gene Ontology annotation, molecular function: thiosulfate-cyanide sulfurtransferase activity. NCBI's taxonomy places the organism in Eukaryota, Metazoa, Chordata, Crocodylia, Gavialidae. Gene Ontology annotation, biological process: transsulfuration. Gene Ontology annotation, cellular component: mitochondrion. The transcript is spliced from 2 exons. The record is from RefSeq and is a predicted model, not a curated record.